AUGUCUGACGCAGGAGAAAAGAAGGCGUCUGAAGCCGGAGAACAAAAGGCCGCCAACUCCAAGACCUGGACUGAGGUUCAGAAGCUUGGUCUCCUCUUCGCCAUCAUCAACUCUUCCUGCGACAAGAUCAACUGGAAGGAAGUCAAGUUGCCAGAAGGCCGCUCCCUGAAGGCCUGCCAAGUCUGGCUCGACAAGCAGCGCACGGAGCUCAAGAAGCUGAAGGAGGCAGCGGGCGAGAACGGCGAGGAGGACACUCCAGCGAAGCCACCAGCCAAGACUCCAAAGAAGCGCGGUGCCAAAGCUGCCGUCGAGGGCGAGGAGAACGGCGACGAAGCCACUCCAAAGCCCAAGAAGCAGAGAGUUACCAAGAAGAAGACCCCCGCCAAGGUCACCGCUGCUGCUGACGACCAAGAGAAGGUCGAGAGCGAGACUCCGGUUGCCGAGGAGAAGGUCAAGGCUGAGGCCGAGGAUGAGGACACCAACGUGGAGAUGAAUUGA
This is a messenger RNA of Cercospora beticola, 498 nucleotides long. RefSeq lists its product as uncharacterized. The record is from RefSeq and is a predicted model, not a curated record. Lineage: Eukaryota; Fungi; Ascomycota; Dothideomycetes; Mycosphaerellales; Mycosphaerellaceae.